Lactuca virosa is the source of this 2352-nucleotide messenger RNA. NCBI's taxonomy places the organism in Eukaryota, Viridiplantae, Streptophyta, Magnoliopsida, Asterales, Asteraceae. The record is from the annotation of a GenBank genome assembly.
AUGAGGUCGCUAUCCAAUUUUACACGCAACAUCAAUUCACUCCCUCCCUUUUUCCCUUUCUUAACAAUCACCCCCUCCCUAGUCCCUCCCCUCCCACACACAAAAACUCCUCGGCUUCAUCUGUCACUCUCCGACCACCGCAGCAUUCGACAACCGACUCAUCAUCCGUUCAUCUCGCCAUACUUAGUAGUUUGGAAACGCCAUGAUUUGGCGACACUGGAUUCAUCUUCUGGUGCAACUGUAACAACUAACAAUGUGGAGCUAGUACAAUACAGUGUGAUGACACGAUUUAUUGAGGAUCUGAAUAUAGAUGUUGUGGGGAAACAGAGUGUCAGAUCUAAAAAGUUGUGGAAAAAGGUCAAGUCUUUAGAGGUUUUGCAGCCAUAUGCAAACCCUAGAAGUAAAUAUCCUGUUCCAGUUGAACAAAGUAAUGGUUUCAUAUAUGCCAAAAUUUUUGGUGAAUUUGAGAAAAUCAGAUCUUCGAUUUGUGAUCUUGUUGCCAUAUCCAGGCUUCUCAAUGCUACUCUGGUCAUCCCAGAGAUUCAAGAAAGUACAAGUUCAAAAGGCAUCAGUUCUGAGUUUAAAAGCUUUUCAUACCUCUAUAACGAAGAACAAUUCAUAACCUCUCUUAAUAAUGAUGUAAUCAUUGUGAAAAAUCUGCCUACUAAGCUUAAGGAGGCAAGAAAACGCAAAGAAUUUCCUACUUUUAAGCCCAAAAAAUCUGCUUCUCCUGAUUAUUACAUUAAAGAACUGUUGCCAGAGUUAAAAAAGUCAAAGGUUAUAGGAUUAGUGGUUAUGGAUGGAGGUUGUCUACAGCCUAUUCUCUCAUCUAAAUUUGUUGAAUAUCAAAGGCUCAGAUGUCGGGUAGCAUUUCACGCACUUCAUUUUCGCCCUGAAAUUCUAGCACUUGCACAUCUCAUCGUGCAAAGGCUACGUGCUUCAGGGCAACCUUAUCUUGCAUAUCAUCCUGGCUUAGUAAGAGAUAGCUUGGCUUAUCAGGGGUGUGCUGAGCUUUUUCAGGAUAUCCAUACCGAACUUAUUCAGUACAGAAGGGCACAAAUGGUCAAACAGAAAAUGAUCCGUGAUGAUGUCAGCGUUGACUCAUUUAUUCGAAAAGUAAACGGCUCAUGUCCACUCAUGCCCGAAGAGGUGGGGCUUCUUCUACGAGCCAUGGGAUACCCACCAACAACAAGAAUCUACUUGGCAGGUUCUGAAACAUUUGGUGGUCAACGGGUCAUGAUUCCUCUCCGAGCCAUGUACACAAAUUUAGUUGACCGGUCUAAUUUAUGUCAUAAACACGAACUAAACACACUAUUAGGAAAAGAAACCCCAAUUCCUUCCAACUCUCUCAAUUCCAUUCCUAAAAAAACCAUCAAGGAUUCAACACAGGAAUGGAAUAAGGCGGGCCCUCGUCCCCGACCCCUUCCACCACCCCCAGACCGCCCUAUUUACCAACAUGAGAAAGAAGGUUGGUAUGGUUGGAUUGCAGAAAAAGAUUCAGAGCCGGAUCCUUCACCAAUUGAUUUAAGGGAUAAAGCUCAUAGAUUGCUAUGGGAUGCCCUUGAUUAUGUUGUAUCAGUUGAAGCCGAUGCGUUUUUUCCCGGGUUUCAUAAUGAUGGCAGUGGGUCCCCUGAUUUUUCAAGUUUGGUCAUGGGUCAUCGGCUUUAUGAGAUGGCAUCUGCAAGAACUUAUCGACCCGACAGGAAAUUUCUUGCAAAUCUGUUGAACACUACACAAGAUCAUCUUUAUUUUCCGAAGAGAAGCUGGACACUAGCAGCACGAAAACAUCUAAAUGACAGCCUGGCAGAGGAAGGACUAGAACGACAGCUCCUUCACUCAAAGCCAAUGUCAUUCCUCUCCCACCCGCUCCCGGAAUGUUCUUGUACUAUUUCCAAAAAACCCGGGAAAAAUAGGUGUCCUAAGUGGAUUGAAGACAGCUUCACUAAAUCCAGAUUACAGGAAAGUGAGAAUGAACAGCCUGAUGAUGAUGAAGUAGAUGAAGAGGAAAUGAAUUCUGAAAAUGAAAGCAAGGUAAAUGAUUCGCCUUCUUUGGAAGAAGAUGUUGAAAUGGACCCUGAUGAUUAGGUGAUUAAAAAAGAUUUAUAGAUUCUUUUAUUGCGGUUGCACAGAGUGUGAUACAGGUAGAGGGGAAAACGGUGAGGAAACAGAAUUAUAGUUUUACAUUUUUUUUUUGGGAUAUAGUUUAUACCAAUGCCAUACCUCUGUUGUUUUUAUGUAUUUCAUCUGCAUAAUGUUUUAGGUUUUGAGUUUAUGAAUACCUGGAGAAGUUUUUUUUGGAUCAUGAAACAAUGUAAACUUUAGAUCAUAUGUACUUGAUUUGAGUUGUUGCCC